AUCAAAAUGCCAAAACGUAGUGCUGAAGAACUAAUCAAGCAUUACGAAAAGAAAAUUGCAAAAAUAAGGAGAAAAGAAAUUACGCCAAGUGUAUGUGAAACCGAUGACGACAGUUUUCUAUCAGUUCCCGAGGAGAAUUCACUUCCUCAAGCCGAUAACACGGUUGAAAUCCCCUACGAGGAAACCUUUGAGAUCCUGCCAGAACCAAACCUGGAAGUACAAACUACUUCAGAGCCUACACAAGAACUAACGAGUCUUGUUGAAAAUGUCACUUCGGAGACAACAACGCCACCAGACUUGGAUCCAGAGCUGCUAGCAGCAUUGGGAGACCCGACUGAUGACACUCCCGAAUACGGGAGCGACAUACACGAACGGCUGGCCAAAUUAUGGCAGCCUCUACUUAAAAAAGGCCUGGACAAAGAAUCAAAAGACAGGAUUUACAAAGAAUACACUACUCCCAAUAACUGUAGACUGCUUCAAGCCCCGAAAAUGAACCCCGAGAUCAUGGCGGCUGUGACUGACGCAAGGAAAACAAAAGAUAAACGAUGGGCCACAAAUCAACAGCAAAUAGGCUCUGCUAUAACAGCCAUAAAUAGGGCCAUGGAAAAAUUAAUGACAAGCGACGACAAAGCCUCAGCUAUAAAACAUCUAAGUAACAGUUGUCGAAUGCUGUGUGAUAUGCACGCAUUGUUCACGAAAAUCAGAACUAGAGUUGUCUGCACAGGCCUAGAUAAAACCACACUAAGUGUUAUAAAUAACACAGAACGAGACGAAUUGCUCUUCGGGGCCAACCUGUCGGAAAAAAUAAGGUGGCAAAAACCCUCGAAAGACAAGGCAACCAAAUGAAAAGACCUAAUCAAAACCA
Messenger RNA from Ostrinia furnacalis (Asian corn borer), 865 nucleotides. RefSeq lists its product as uncharacterized. Lineage: Eukaryota; Metazoa; Arthropoda; Insecta; Lepidoptera; Crambidae. The transcript is spliced from 2 exons. The coding region runs from base 7 to 846 and encodes 279 amino acids. The record is from RefSeq and is a predicted model, not a curated record.